Molecule: messenger RNA, 429 nt
Organism: Epithele typhae
Lineage: Eukaryota; Fungi; Basidiomycota; Agaricomycetes; Polyporales; Epitheliaceae
Exons: 2
Coding region: 1-429 (142 amino acids)
Source: RefSeq, a predicted model, not a curated record
AUGUCCGCGAGAUAUGCGCACGAGAUGGGCGAAACGGCCUCCAUCCUUGGACGCAGGACGACAAUGAGCGGGGCAGCAGACGUGGGCAAGGUUGGCGAGACGGGCGACGUACAACACGAGAGCGAGGCGGUUGAAGUGAGCGACGUGGUGACGUUGAUGACGCAGGUGCGACACCAUUGGCACGGACGGGGUGACGGUGAGGGCGAGGGCGAAACAGGCAAAGGCGAUACGGGCGAGAUGGACGAGGCAGUCGAGACGGGACAGGCGGGCAAGACGGACGAGGCGGAGCACCCCAUCCUCCUCGUCCUUUCCGUCCUCCCCACCCUCCCCGUCUUUUCCUCCUGGCGCAACAGCCCCGAUGAGCACGUGAACGCGCCCCUCGCCCGCCGCUUCCUCGACGAGCUGUUGCGGCCCCCUUGGUCUUGGUGA